Molecule: messenger RNA, 1416 nt
Organism: Myripristis murdjan (pinecone soldierfish)
Lineage: Eukaryota; Metazoa; Chordata; Actinopteri; Holocentriformes; Holocentridae
Product: protein-L-isoaspartate O-methyltransferase domain-containing protein 1-like
Biological process (GO): protein modification process
Cellular component (GO): cytoplasm
Molecular function (GO): protein-L-isoaspartate (D-aspartate) O-methyltransferase activity
Source: RefSeq, a predicted model, not a curated record
GCGACUUCCCAGGCAUCCUUAGCAGCAGGACCCUUCAGCCCGCCCCUCAUCUCCAUGCCACUCUGAGGAGGAUCCCGCUCGUCCUGAGUAAGAGUUCUGCACUUGUGUUUCCCUUUUCUUUUCGCCAUGGGGGGAGCCGUGAGCGCAGGAGAGGACAACGACGACCUGAUCGACAAUCUGAAGGAGGCUCAGUACAUCCAGGACAAAGUUGAGCAGGCCUUCCGGGCCAUUGACCGCGGCGACUACUACCUGGACGACUACCGGGACAAUGCCUACAAAGACUUGGCGUGGAAGCACGGCAACAUCCACCUGUGCCCGUGCAUAUACUCCGAGGUGAUGGAGGCUCUCAAACUGCAGCCGGGACUGUCUUUCCUCAAUCUGGGCAGCGGCACCGGCUAUCUGAGCACAAUGGUCGGCCUGAUCAUAGGGCCCUUCGGUGUGAACCACGGAGUUGAGCUCCAUAAGGAUGUGGUCGAGUAUGCACGAGAGAAACUGGAUGAUUUCAUAAAGAAUAGUGACAGCUUUGAUAAGUUUGAGUUCUGUGAACCUGUCUUUGUGGUGGGGAAUUGCCUUGAAAUCUCAACAGACAGUCACCAGUAUGAUCGCAUUUAUUGUGGCGCGGGAGUGCAGAAGGAUCAUGAAAAUUACAUGAAAGUACUACUCAAAAUCGGCGGCAUCCUAGUGAUGCCUAUAGAGGAUCAGCUGACCCAGAUAACCAGGACCGGCCAGUGCUCAUGGGAGAGUAAAAACAUCUUGGCUGUGUCCUUCGCCCCCUUGGUCCAGCAGAGCAGAGCUGAUGGAGAGAAGCAUGAUGCUGUCCAGCUGCCCCCUGUGACUGUCAGGAGCCUUCAGGAUCUGUCUCGGAUCUACAUCCGCCGCACUCUCCGAAACCUGGCCAAUGAGGACAGUCAGGACAAGGGCCUGGUGCAAAGAGUCCCCCAGAAGCGCAAGCGCAGGCGCUGCCGACGGCGACGUAUCAACACGUACGUUUUUGUCGGUAACCAGCUGAUUCCCCAAACUGUGGAGAGCGAGGAGGAGCAGACCGAGGAGGAGCACAAGGAGGUGGAGGAGGAAGAGGAAAGAGACAUUGGCGACAUUGAAAUCCUUAAGCAAGUUAACGUGCUGAGAGACCAAAUAAUGGUUUUACCUCUGCCCGAGUCGCUUAAGGCGUACUUGCUGUAUUACAGAGAGAAAUGACUGAUUCACUUGGUAUCCAUUCUCAAUGGGUGCAGUACCUGCUGAAAUGCUUUUCUUCACCCUUUUCAGUACAAAUGUAGCAUUAUUUCCAUUUAAUCUUGAUGGCAAAACCGUAACGGAGAGGGACUUCAUAGAUAAUAUUGGAUAAUAAUGUUAUGAUUGUCAUGAUAAAGUUGCUUUGUUAGUUUAUUUUGACAUUUAUUUUUUUGAUUUGUAUAU